UACGAGGUCGUUGUGGAACUUGAUUUUGAUCCCUGGAGCCCUUCAUAGUUCACAGUAUAUUGUCUUGUUGGGAAGAAUGGCUAUUGAUGCUGUCGAAGCCUCAUCUUCAUCUCCCUCUCCUUCUCCUUUGUCUUCUCAUUCCAGUCAACCACGUCACUACUACGUUGCCGUCGACAGACCACAAUUCAAAAUGGUGACAAUGGUGGAUCUGUUGCGUGUGGCGCGGAAACGUUCUUCCUUACCUACAGUACUGUGUUGCAGCUCACGCGAUGAGCUUGAUGCCGUCUGCUCUGCUGUCUCUAACCUUCCUAAUGUUUCCUUGGAUUCUCUGUACAGUGAUUUGGCUGAAGCUGAACGCAUGUUGAUAUUGGACAAAUUCCGUCAAGCAACCACGAAAUUGAACCACAACCCUGCUGCUAGUGCUAAAGUAAACAAUGAAACUGAAAAUGAAGAGCAUGAGUUGUUUAUGAUGGUUGUAACAGAUGCAUGCCUACCUCAUGUUUCUUCGGGGGAGUCAUCUAUAUGUGCUCGUGUUUUGAUAAAUCAUGAGUUACCGACGAAGAAGGAAACAUACUUGAGGCGGAUGGCAACUUGUUUGGCGGCAGAUGGUAUUGUGAUCAAUAUGGUCGCUGGGGCUGGUGAAGUAAUGACCCUGAAAAGCAUCGAGGAGAGCAUGGGUCUAGUUAUUGAGCAGAUGCCCAUAGAUAUCUUUGAGAUGUUAUGAAGGCAGUAGGUUGCAACAACAGGAGGACUUGGGUUUUUUCCUGAAUUUGUAGUGUGAGGCUUAUAUGGGUUGUGUACCGCACACCCAGAACCAUAAUUGUGUUACUUUGUACUCCAUCCAGGUAAGAGUCCUGGUAUGGUUGUGUAUACCAUUUCCAAGAGGUGAAAUGUCGGAUUCAUUAUCUAUGAGCUUCUCUUUUGACAUGAUCUGUGCCCACAAUCAACACAAAAUCAGACCCUCUUGGUUGGAAAAAAAAAUGGUGAAAAUUU
Molecule: messenger RNA, 993 nt
Organism: Telopea speciosissima
Lineage: Eukaryota; Viridiplantae; Streptophyta; Magnoliopsida; Proteales; Proteaceae
Product: probable eukaryotic initiation factor 4A
Exons: 8
Coding region: 77-724 (215 amino acids)
Source: RefSeq, a predicted model, not a curated record